AUGGCGCCGCAGAAUGUCGAGGACUCUCAGCUCUUUGCAGAGGCGAGGGCUCAGGGCAAGGUCAUCGUCAAGGAUCCACCCAAGUUCGAUUUCGAGUCCUACAUCGCCAACUACCAAGGCAGGACCCGUUUGGAGCGGUUGCAUCUGAUUGGCACCACCUCCACCUACCUUUGCGUCGAUGCGCUGCACGCCGCCAUCGCCGAGGCCAAGCAGGGCAAGGACGUCAACUUCUACACCCUCGUUACCGACAAGCUCCACCAGCUCGACCCUAAUGACCCCCUCGGUGUCCCCGACGUGCAAUGGUGCGAGCGCAAGGCGAAGGAAGUGAAGUCCGAGCUGGAGAGCUUGGAGCAGCAGCUCAAGCAAUACAAGAACAACCUGAUCAAGGAGAGCAUACGGAUGGGCCAUGACGAUCUGGGCCAGUUCUACACGAGCAUCGGUGACCAUGCGUCCGCCAUGAAGUCAUAUGCGCGCGAGCGCGACUACUGCAAUACCACCUCGAAUGUUGCCGACAUGUCGCUGAAGCUCGUAUAUUCCAGCAUCCUUCAGCGCAACUGGACAACGGUCAACUCGAACGUCUCCAAGAUUCAGCCAAUGACGUUGAAGCCCGAGGACAAGACCAAGCUGGAUUCUAUCUGCAACGCUAUCCUUGGUCUUAGCCACCUGGCAACUGAAAACUACAGGGAAGCCGCCAAGCAGUUCCUCCAGGUCAACCCAAGCUUCGUGACAACAGAAGCGCAGGCAAACAUCACAUGGCAGAAGCAGGUGCUGACCGGCAACGACAUUGCCGUCUACGGCGGCCUCUGUGCUCUCGCAUCCAUGGACCGCUCGGAACUGCAGCGACUUGUGCUUGAAAACAACGACUUCCGCCAGUUCCUCGAACUCGAGCCGCACAUUCGCCGUGCCAUCUCGUUGUUUUGUGGCAGCAAGUACACGCAAUGCUUGGAGAUUCUCGAGGCCUAUCGCACCGACUACCUCCUGGACAUUUACCUCAACCCGCACAUCAAGGAGCUCUAUGGCAGGGUUCGAAGCAAGAGCAUUGUUCAGUACUUCAUUCCCUUCAGCUGCGUCACACUCGAACAGAUGGCCACGGCAUUCGCCCCUGUCGGCGAUGUCUCGAUCGAGGACGAGCUGACUGAGAUGAUCCAGCGGGGCGCGCUGGAUGCCCGGAUCGAUUUGGUCGACAAGCUCCUCAUAUCCCCACCGACCAACCCUCGUACGCAGGUCCACGCCAAUGCUAUGAAGAUGGCCCAGGAUUUCGAGCAUUCCCUCCGUGUCCACCUCGUACGCUUGAACAUGAUGAACGAAGGCCUCGUCGUCAAGGCUCCCAAGGGCCAUCCUCAGCAGGGCCAGAGCCAGACGCUAGAAUCGGGCUUUGACCCCGUGCAGGCUGCGCAGUCCACCGGCAAAGGCUGGGUGAGCUGA
Lasiodiplodia theobromae is the source of this 1425-nucleotide messenger RNA. Its product is annotated as Cop9 signalosome subunit 1. The coding region runs from base 1 to 1425 and encodes 474 amino acids. NCBI's taxonomy places the organism in Eukaryota, Fungi, Ascomycota, Dothideomycetes, Botryosphaeriales, Botryosphaeriaceae. The record is from RefSeq and is a predicted model, not a curated record. The transcript is spliced from 5 exons. Gene Ontology annotation, cellular component: COP9 signalosome.